AUGCAAACCAUACUGCAUGCACGAACUCAAGUACUUCGCCAACUGGGGAAGAGUGCUAGACGCGCUCCAAACAAUAUGCAGGCAGCCCGGGCUUACGCCGACAUACCUAAAGCUAAUCAGACUACUCCGUUGACACGGAACAAUAUUCCCUUAAUCGCUGCCGCGGCGCUUGCUGCUGCAAUACCAUCCUACUAUUUCAUCCACAGUAACAAGGUACCAGCCUCCGGCCAGUCCGAGAUCCGGGAGGCUCGAGACAAAGGCGAUCCUUCGAAAGAGUAUCGUGAUCCUAGAGACAGUGAUGUCAAGACAUUGGAGGAUAAGAAGAGAAAGUAUGGCAGUUGA
Endocarpon pusillum Z07020 is the source of this 342-nucleotide messenger RNA. RefSeq lists its product as uncharacterized. The record is from RefSeq and is a predicted model, not a curated record. NCBI's taxonomy places the organism in Eukaryota, Fungi, Ascomycota, Eurotiomycetes, Verrucariales, Verrucariaceae. The transcript is spliced from 2 exons. Bases 1 to 342 code for a protein of 113 amino acids.